Messenger RNA from Stegodyphus dumicola, 2658 nucleotides. RefSeq lists its product as uncharacterized. Lineage: Eukaryota; Metazoa; Arthropoda; Arachnida; Araneae; Eresidae. The record is from RefSeq and is a predicted model, not a curated record. Gene Ontology annotation, molecular function: protein binding.
ACAAUGAUUGCAGUUGGUACUAAAGUGGACAACUCUGAGAGAUCAUCAAACUAGUAUAUUUCUUUUAUAAUGGAAAAAAUUCAGUAUACUGUGUUUUUUCUGUUGAGCAUUCUGACACAGUAUAGCUUCUCGCUCUCCUGUCAUCCUAAAUGCCAGUGCAUAUGGAGGAAAGGCAAACAGACAGCAGAAUGCUCCUUAGCAGGAUUUGAAAGGAUUCCUCCUGGGCUUGAACCUACCAUUCAAGUUCUGGAUUUGACUAGAAAUAAUUUUACUCUUUUGCCUCCGAAUGCUUUCCUCAAUGCUGGAUUGGUUAAUUUGCAGAAAGUAUAUCUUGCCCGAUGUGGAAUAGAGCACAUUGAUGAUUUCGCUUUAAACCGAAUUUCAAAUCUGGUUGAGCUCGAUCUCAGCGAUAACCUCAUCUCUUACAUUCCUACAGCAGCAUUCCGUCAUCUACCAUUAUUGAGACACUUGAUUUUAAGCGGAAAUCCUUUAGUCAUAGUCCCUUCACAAGCUUUCGUGGAACUUAAAACCCUUAUCAUUUUAGAAAUCAGUAACUGCAAAAUUGACACUAUUGCUGCCAGAGCUUUUGAAGGAUUAGAGAAACUGGAAGUUUUGAAGCUUGAUAGUAAUGAACUACAAACUCUACAUGCAAAAACUAUGAUGCCGUUUAAGUUUCUUCAUGGCAUAACUCUCGAUGGUAAUCCUUGGACGUGUGACUGCGAACUUCGAGGUCUUCGGCAGUGGUUACAUGAUAAUAAUGUUCCUUACAUUCCACCAACUUGCUAUCGACCGGUGAGACUUCGUGAUAAAAUAUGGACAGAAGUCAACAUCGAGGAUUAUGCUUGUGCUCCCACAUUUUUGAAUACAUCUAGUGCCAUGAACGUGUUCGAAGGUUCAAACGUAACCUUAGAGUGUAAGGUUUCUGGUGAUCCUAUUCCGUCUAUUCAGUGGUUGUGGAGAGAAAGAGUUAUUGCAAAUUUAUCUGAAGGAAUUUCAUCUAUGCAGACGUUUAUCAUGUCCGAAUACACAGAAAAAGAAAAGUACUCCAAGCUAAAAAUAUCAUCCGUUCAAGAGCCAAAUGCUGGAGUAUAUACUUGCGUGGCUUCCAACACAGCGGGAAAGGUUUCAAAGAAUUUCACAUUAAUGGUUUCAAGAAUUCCUGUAACAGGUGUGAAAAUUAUUGAAGAAGAAAAAACUCAGGAAGUGAAAGAAGAAGAAGAAGAUAGAAACAGUUCUAUGGCUGGAAUGGCUAUUGGUAUGGUCACUGGUGCAGUGAUUGUUCUUGUAGUUCUUUCGAUGGUUCUUUGGUUAUGCCACAGGAGACGACAGCGCAAUGCUCAACGUAAGCGAAUUGAAGCUAAUCACAAAAUUUGUAACUCCGUAAACCCAACGUCUCCUAAAGUUCCCCAGGAUGAUUCUGAUAUGAAAAUUCUUGGUGUUAAUGCUAUGGAUAAAACGCCUCGAAUGGGGGGAUACGAAGGUCUUCCCACAAAUGAACUGCCAGUAGAAUAUGAUCCUAGAAUGGUUGACUCCACUAUACCUGGACAUGUGUGGAUGGUUCCAGAUCACAUGUCUUCAGCUGACAUGGAAUGGGAUGGCCAUAAUCCUUCUCAAGAUAUGAUACUGACCCAACAAGUCCUCGUCGAGAAACGAAGCACUGCCCCUAUCCCGUUGCCAGUCCCUCAAGAGGAUAUUCAUGUCCGUUUACAUCAUGAGCUUUCGGAUACAUUAAGAAAGAAAGGCGGAGAUCGUAAAGCAGGCAAUGAAAGAGAACGAGGAGAUGGCAGCUCUGAAAUGGAAUCAAUUGACCCCGAAGGAAUCAAACUAAACUUUGAGUCACCGAUCAUACGAGAAGAAGAAAGGAAUAGCCGUGUUUCAACAUUCCUUCCCGAAAAGUGUUCUGAAGAGAAGGGUCCUGAUUUGAUAGAUCAUGCUCGUGCAGUACCUGGAGAUAUUGAUGAUUGGAAAAAUGGUCAAGCGCAACCAUGGAUGUAUGAACAAGGCGCAGCAUAUUACAGAUCUGCAGUCGCUCAGGCAAAGAGCAUUACUGCAGCUUCUCGUCUGAGCAGCGAUGGCGAGUCCACAGCGACAGAAGUGUAACCUCGUUACUCUACCUCAUGUCAUAUGGACAUUUGCCACCGAACGGAAAUUGUCGCCGUGGUAAUAAUCGAUUUACAGUGAACUCAGCUCAGACAACAAUAUGUAUAACUCCUGAAGAAUUCUAUGUGAAAUAUUGUGCUUCAAAAUUUUUACUGAUGUGGUGCUCUGACAUAACGUUAAUGCUCCUCUCAGUUACAGUUGGAAAUAUUGUAUAUUUUUUGCGAAUGUACCUCAUGGUACUAUUUGAUUUGUACACUAAAACGAUGAACUAAAGAUGUUGUUGCGUAUGCAUGUAAACGUUAUAUAUUAUACAUAUACCAUAUAUAUAUAAAUAAAUAUAUAUAUAUAUAUACAUAUACACAUACACAGAAGUGUACCGUCUAUACGACCUAGUGGUGUUGCUCAAAUGUGAAGCGGACAUUUUCUAAUGUGAUAAAUGAAGAUUCCACGUCGUACAAAAGUUUUAUCAAGUAUAUACAAAGUUGUCGAAGUUUGUUUAACAAGGCACACAAAGAUUGUUGCCGAACGUGUGUAUGUUUUUAAUGCCGAGUUCCCUUC